Molecule: messenger RNA, 1716 nt
Organism: Tremella mesenterica DSM 1558
Lineage: Eukaryota; Fungi; Basidiomycota; Tremellomycetes; Tremellales; Tremellaceae
Exons: 9
Coding region: 1-1716 (571 amino acids)
Molecular function (GO): iron ion binding; monooxygenase activity; oxidoreductase activity, acting on paired donors, with incorporation or reduction of molecular oxygen
Source: RefSeq, a predicted model, not a curated record
AUGAAGUCAUCUGACGUCUUCCGCACUCUCUCAGCGGCGCUCUCUCAGAGAGAGCUUUCCUUGGCAGACAUUACGCUGUACGCUCUUGGUACUUCAUGCGUAGCCUUAUUGGGAGCGUAUCUAUACCUAUGGCCAUACCGAGCUUAUACUCUUCCAUUUAAGAAUCUUCAAGGUCCCGAACCUGACAGUUGGUUCUUCGGUUCGAUGAGAAGAAUCAUCAAAGAACCUCCCUUAGCACCUCAUCAAGCAUGGUUAGAAACCUAUGGUCCAACAUAUCGUUAUCGACUUUUCUUCGGUUCAUGGAGAUUUUUCACUGCGGAUCCAUUAGCUCUUUCUUACAUCCUCAAUCACUCAGAUUCAUUUCCUAAAACAGGUAUGGCAAGAAGAGAAAUGGAAACUAUUUUAGGUCGAGGUGUGCUCAUUGCCGAAGGAGAAGAUCAUAAACGUCAACGAAAAGUUUUAAACCCUUCUUUCUCGCUUACGGCAGUCAGAGGGAUGUUACCUAUUUUUUAUGAUUCAGCAUAUGAAUUGAGGGAUAAAUUACAAGGAUUAAUUGAAGAUCCGAAUGCUAUGGCAUCACCUACUCCUGCUAAAGAAGAAGAUAAAGUUGAAGGUGGUAAAAAAGUUGAUGUUAUGAAAUAUUUAGGACAAGCUACUAUUGAUGUGAUUGGAAAAGCUGGAUUUGAUUAUGAUUUUCAAGCUUUGAAAGCACCGACGAAUGAGUUGGCAGAUGCUUAUAGAAGUUUGUUUAGUACUUCUAUGACUAUUACACCUAUGGCGAUUUUACAGGCCUUGUUUCCGGUAUUCAAGAAGUUGCCUACCAAACGUAUGAGGGUAGCCAGCGAAGCUAUCCGAACUACUAAAAGAAUCGGAAUGCGUCUCUUAGAAGAAAAGAAACAAGCCGUACGUAAAGCCCAUUCAGAGGGUUUGGAAAAGGGAACGGACAUCGGUCGCGACCUUCUAUCCAUCCUUGUGAAAGCCAACAUGGCAUCAGAUUUGAAACCCGAACAACGUAUGUCCGAUUCUGAGGUUUUGGCACAAAUUACCACAUUUAUGUUGGCGGGAAACGAAACCUCCGCUACUGCUCUCUCGUGGAUCUGUUACGUACUCAGUAUGCAUCAAGAUGUUCAAGAUCGUCUUCGAGAAGAAGUGACCUCUGUAUCAGAUGACAGACCUUCUUUUGAAACAUUGACACAAUUACCUUAUAUGGAUAAAGUCAUUCGUGAAGUGUUAAGAUUAUAUCCACCUGCACCUUCUACCGUUCGGCAAGCUGAGGAAGCUACGACUUUACCACUCAGUAAACCUGUAAAGGGAAGAGAUGGGAAGAUGAUCGAUCAUGUGAAUCUACCAAAGGGAUGCGUGAUUUUCGUUCCGAUCAUGUGUAUAAACAUUUCCACUGAUGUUUGGGGAUCCGACGCUUCGACCUUUAAUCCAGAUAGAUAUGAUAAUCUUCCAUCUUCUUCCAACCAAGUUCCGGGUGUAUGGGGAAACCUUUUGACUUUCUUAGGAGGAACGAGGAAUUGUAUUGGUUAUCGAUUCGCUUUAGCCGAGAUCAAAGCUAUUUUAUUCGUUUUGAUCAGAAGUAUGAAAUUUGAGGAAUUACCUAGUAAACCUCAAUUUGAGAAGAAAGCCGCAAUCGUCAUGCGUUCUCGUGUGAUAGGAGAAGAAGAUGCUGGAUAUCAACUACCUCUCUUAGUCAAACUUCUCUCGCAAUAG